Molecule: messenger RNA, 2057 nt
Organism: Ylistrum balloti
Lineage: Eukaryota; Metazoa; Mollusca; Bivalvia; Pectinida; Pectinidae
Product: receptor-type tyrosine-protein phosphatase kappa-like
Exons: 18
Biological process (GO): protein dephosphorylation
Molecular function (GO): protein tyrosine phosphatase activity
Source: RefSeq, a predicted model, not a curated record
AACAGGCACAGGUAUCAGCCACAGAUCAGACGGCAGUGUAUGCUGGCGUUAGUGUAGGAGUAGUUACCGGUCUUGCCGUCCUCGUUAUUGUGUUGAUCGUACUUCUACGGAGAAAGAGGCUAUCAACGUAUAAGGAAAACUCUCAUGACCAGAGUGAUACAAAGGCUAACAGAAUGCAUUAUUUACCAACCAUACCAAAGAACGCACAUGAGGAGUGUUCGGACGAUCCAAAUGAUGCAGAUAUUGUGAACGAAAGUGGACGUGUCUACGUUAAUAUGCACGACAUUAAUCUCACUACCGACAACGAGGUUGUGUACAGCAACAUUGACGCCAGUAAAAUGCGUAUAAAUGAUCUGCGAUUGAUGAUCUCCAAGAAGAUGAUGAAUAAAGCAGAAGGAUUUCGGGAGGAAUUUAAGAUGUUCCCCGUGGGCGCAGUUCAUCCUCACGAAGUUGGCAAAAAGGCUUCAAACAAAGCCAAAAACAGAUUCAAGACAACAUUCCCAUAUGACCAUUCUAGGAUUAUAUUGGAAAAGUCAGGAAAUGAUAUAGAUACGACUUACAUCAAUGCAAAUUACAUCGAUGGCGUUGAAACAACAAAACAAUACAUAGCCAGUCAAGGACCAAAGCCAAAUACUUUGGACGAUUUCUGGAGGAUGGUGUGGCAGGUCAGCUCCGGGAAGAUUGUGAUGCUAACAAACCUAAUUGAGGGUGGCACAGUCAAAUGUAUUAAAUACUGGCCAGAUGAAGGGGAGCCACUAUCAACUCAAACAUUUCAUUUGAGACUUAACAAGGAGACGACUUAUGCAUUUUACGCCAUCCGUGACAUGUCAGUCAUGCAAAAGAAGACAAAAGAGGAGCGACAAGUUCAACAGUUCCAUUUCAUGACUUGGCCGGAUCAUGGAACCCCUGACACUCUGGAACUUGUUCUUUUCCAUCGUCGAGUAGUGUCACGUGAAACGCACCUCACAGGACAGAUGGUGGUACAUUGCAGUGCAGGUUUAGGUAGAACCGGGACCUUUAUUGCAUUAGAUGCACUUCUCACGAAUGGCAGGGAAACGGGAUAUGUCGAUAUUCCAAGAUACAUUAAGACAAUGAGGAAGGACAGAAUGAAUAUGAUCCAAACCUGUGAUCAAUAUGUUGCGUUGCAUGAGUUACUUGACGAAGGCUUCAAUUUACAACCAUCGCACAUUUCCCGGGAAAAUUUUCCUGCAGUAUUCGCCAAAAUCUGUCCUGGAAAUCAACCUACAAAUCAGACAAGGAUUCAUCAGGAGUUCACGGCAUUGCAAAGCUUCAACCCUAAUUAUCCUCCAAGCUGUUAUUCAGCAGCGAUGAAGAAAAGUAACAAAGACAAGAAUCGAAAAAUGGACAUCCUCGCAGUGGACAAGUUCAGAGCAUUCCUUCAAUCGCAGCAAUCGAAUAGGACCGAUUACAUCAAUGCAGUUGAAGUACAGUCUCACACAUCAAAGUCCGGGUACCUGAUAACACAGUUCCCUUUAGAGAACACAUUUGAUGAUUUUUGGACGAUGGUGUUUGACUAUAGCUGUGAGAAUAUUGUUGUCCUUGGCCAACCUACCGAAUGCUGGUUACAGAAAGACGACGACUCCACAGCAUCAACUAUUUUUUCAUUUACAAAACUGAACGAACGUGAUAUGAAUGACGAUUCAACACUUGCUGAUUACCAAAUAACUGGACAGAGUGACAGUAGAGAGGCAACAGUCAGGAUCUUCACCUUGGCCACGUGGUCAGCGGACUGUUUGCUGCCACCAUCUGACUCGUCCAUACUCCUACUUCUAGAACAGGUGGACAGUCGUAGGCGCUCAGACGAUGCAAAACCUGUAGUCAUUCUGUGUCGGGAUGGGUGCACACAGAGUGGACUGUUCUGUUGUAUAUCAAACAUCAGAGAUCAAAUGAAGAUGGAUGGGGAAGUUGAUAUAUUUCAAACAGCACGUCAGUUGAAAAGGCGACGACCUGAGGCGCUGGAAGAUGUGAAACAAUACCGGUACUGUUACAAGAUCCUGGACCAAUAUAUUGAUUCAACUGAUCUGUAUGUCAACUAA